CCCGCCCCCACUUCGUUGUGAGCCCGACGGCGCGCCGGCACUGGUCUUGGGAAUUGGCACGCUGGCUGGAACAGGAAGCCGCUGAUGCUGUAGAAAGCUUGAUCGGAAUGUUCUACGCUCUUCCCUUCUGACCGGAAACUUCCACAAGGCCCAUUUCGUACUCCAUUUAUUUCUAGACAAACCACUCCCCUCGGCUCCUCCUGUUAACGUUGGAUGAGCAUCGACUAAGCUUUCUGUCAACUGAAUACAGUCUGCAUUUUUUUAGGUUCUCACACCUGCAUAAUUGGAUAACCAUGUCCGAGGCCAACAAGUGCGUCCAUCAAGGUUGCGGCAAGGUCUACACCGACCCCGAGGAGGUCUGCCGUUACCACCCUGGACCCCCUGUUUUCCACGAAGGCCAGAAGGGAUGGAAGUGCUGCAAGCCGCGCGUGCUCACCUUCGAAGAGUUCAUGACCAUUGAGCCUUGUACCGAAGGCAAGCACAGUACCACCGAUCUUCCCCCCAAGAUCGAGAAGAACGAGGCCGAUCCAGCACUGCUCGAGUCUCUGGCCGCUACCCCUCCGCCACCGACCCGUACGCCCGUGCCUGUUGCGCAACAUGCUCCCACUCCUCCGCCGCCGGCGCCAGAAUCCGAUGAUGACGAGGAAGGAAUUGAGAUUCCGGAUGGCCGCGUGUGCAGGAGAAAGGCGUGCGGCGCGACCUACCAGAAGGGCGCCAGCCGCGAGGGCGAGAAGUGUGUACACCACCCCGGUGCUCCCAUCUUUCACGAGGGAAGCAAGGGGUACAGCUGCUGCAAGCGCCGCGUCCUUGAGUUUGACCAGUUCAUGAAGAUUGAGGGCUGCAAGACCAAGGAUCGGCAUUUGUUUGUCGGUAGCGGGAAGAAGGAGGCUGCGGCCGCAUCAGGAGGCGAGGAGAUCUUGGAGACGGUUAGAACCGACUUCUACCAGACCCCUUCGUCAGUCAUCGCAUCUUUCUUCCUCAAGAAGAUCAAUAAGGAUGCUGCCAAGGUUGAGUUCAAGCCCAACUCCAUUGUUCUGGAUCUGCCCACGACGGACAGCCCCGUAAAAAGGUACAAGACGGAGGUGUCGCUCUUUGGGCCCAUCGUCCCUGAGAAGUCAAGCUACAAGAUCCUCGGCACCAAGCUGGAGGUUACAUUGUGGAAGGCAGACGGCAGCUCUUGGCCGGUGCUACGCAGCGAUGACCGGCCAACAGGUGAGAUUUUGCAGGUCGGUCGAGCCGGAAGGGUGUAGUAAUUUAAAGGUUACAAGGGAGGUACCGGGCUAGAAAAAGAAAGCGAAAAAAGAGCGAGGGAAGCAUGCUAGGUUUCCAUCUGAUUGUGCCUCGAACCUUUCCUGCUCCGUGUGUUGUUUGUUUUCGCCGAGAGCGCCGCCAAGGAACGGGACGCGGAAGAGGUCAGCUUUUGGACCCGAUAAUGACUGCGGUGUAGGACGGCCUAGAAGCACAACCAGCGGCAGAGCACAAUUUCACUCGGAAGCCCAGAACGACGCCCAUAGACGCACGGGGUUCAUAAAAGCGUUGAUAUUGAUCACUCCCGGUUUCAAAGCAAUUAUCAAGGUAGGACAUACAUGGGUAAUGGUUCUCAGCAGCUACGGAGCAGUGGAGGUAGGCUAGAGGCCGCCUCGGAAGAUCAAGGACGGGAAGGACCCGGGACAAAUUGUACCAAGAAAUGGCAAGAUAUCGGAGAAACACCAAAGUCUACACUAGAAGAUCACAGGUAAUUGAGUUUGACUUAGUAGAGACUCGGCUGGUAUUAUAUCGUGUAGUAGGACGAGCGAUAUCGGUUACGUGCAAGUCGAAAACAUCUCUCUAUGCAAUAUAGUGUAUAGGUAUUCC
Neurospora crassa OR74A is the source of this 1854-nucleotide messenger RNA. Its product is annotated as diploid state maintenance protein chpA. The coding region runs from base 294 to 1250 and encodes 318 amino acids. The transcript is spliced from 4 exons. The record is from RefSeq and is a predicted model, not a curated record. NCBI's taxonomy places the organism in Eukaryota, Fungi, Ascomycota, Sordariomycetes, Sordariales, Sordariaceae.